This is a messenger RNA of Lepidothrix coronata (blue-crowned manakin), 4418 nucleotides long. It is a transcript of the gene PRTG, whose product is annotated as protogenin. The transcript has 20 exons. Gene Ontology annotation, cellular component: plasma membrane; axon. NCBI's taxonomy places the organism in Eukaryota, Metazoa, Chordata, Aves, Passeriformes, Pipridae. Gene Ontology annotation, biological process: axon guidance; cell-cell adhesion. The record is from RefSeq and is a predicted model, not a curated record. Gene Ontology annotation, molecular function: protein binding.
AUGUCCGCCGCGUCCCGCUGAAUGGCGCCGCUGCUGCUGCUGCCGCUGCUGCUGCUGCCGCUGCCAGGAGUGUGGUGCUUUAGUGAACUGUUUUUUGCGAAAGAGCCUCAGGACGUUACUGUCUCAAGGAAGGAUCCGGUGGUUUUAGACUGCCAAGCCCGUGGUGAAGCUCCUAUAACUAUUACAUGGCUGAAAAAUGGAGGCAAAGUAUCUGAAAAUGAACGGAUCUACACUUUAUCCAAUGGUUCGUUGUAUAUCAGUGAGGUGGAAGGAAAAAAAGGAGAGCUGUCUGAUGAAGGAUUUUACCAGUGUUUAGCUUUGAACAAAUAUGGGGCCAUUCUCAGCCAAAAAAGCCACCUCACUCUAGCAACCAUUUCUGCAUUUGAAGUCCAGCCACUUUCAACUGAGGUCCAAGAGGGUGGAGUAGCUCGAUUUGCCUGUAAAAUAACAGCAAACCCUCCUGCCACUGUGACAUGGGAAGUGAAUCGAACAACUUUACCUUUAGUCAUGGACAGGAUAACGGCUCUGCCUACAGGAGUUCUUCAGAUCUAUGGUGUGGAACAGAGGGAUGCUGGGAAUUACCGAUGUGUUGCCACAACAACAGCCAACAGACGUAAAAGCACCGAGGCAGUGCUGAGUGUUAUCCCAGCCUCUGACUUGAAGCCUUUUCACAAGCCAUCCAUAAUAGCUGGUCCUCAAAACAUUACAGCAUCUCUUCAUCAAACUGUCAUACUGGAGUGUGUAGCCACAGGGAAUCCAAAGCCAAUCAUCUCAUGGAGCCGAUUAGACCAUAAGUCCAUUGAUGUGUUCAAUACCCGUGUCCUUGGCAACGGGAACCUCAUGAUCUCUGAUGUGAAGGGGCAGCAUGCAGGUGUGUACAUCUGUCGGGCCACCAUUCCAGGCACUCGGAACUUCACGGUAGCAAUGGCAACUCUCACCGUGCUGGCUCCACCUUCAUUCGUGGAAUGGCCGGAAAGCUUAACAAGGCCUAGAGCUGGUACUGCCCGUUUUGCUUGCCAGGCAGAAGGAAAUCCUGCCCCUAAAAUUUCGUGGUUAAAGAAUGGAAGGAGAAUACACUCCAAUGGUAGAAUAAAAAUGUACAACAGUAAAUUGGUGAUUAACCAGAUCAUUCCUGAAGACGAUGCCAUUUACCAGUGCAUGGCUGAGAAUAGCCAGGGAUCUAUUCUCUCAAGGGCCAGACUCACUGUAGUUAUGUCAGAAGACAGGCCCAGUGCACCUUACAACGUCCAUGCUGAAACCAUGUCAAGCUCAGCAAUCCUGCUGGCGUGGGAGAGGCCGCUGUAUAACUCAGACAAAGUGAUUGCAUACUCGGUGCAUUACAUGAAAGCAGAAGGUUUAAAUAAUGAGGAGUACCAAGUGGUCAUUGGAAAUGAUACAACCCAUUACAUUAUUGAUGACCUGGAACCAGCCAGCAACUACACCUUCUAUAUUGUAGCUUAUAUGCCUCUGGGAGCCAGUCAGAUGUCAGAUCAUGUGACUCAGCACACCCUUGAAGAUGUUCCCUUGAGAGCACCUGAAAUCAGUUUGACGAGCAGGAGUCCUACAGAUAUUCUCAUAUCUUGGCUGCCAAUUCCUGCAAAAUACAGGAGAGGUCAGGUCGUCCUGUACCGUCUGUCCUUCCGCCUCAGCACAGAGACCAAAAUCCAAGUCCUGGAGCUGCCAGGGACUUCAGAUGAGUAUCUCCUUGAGGGCCUGAAGCCUGACAGUGUGUACUUGGUUCGUAUCACUGCUGCGACAAGGAUUGGCUGGGGAGAGGCAUCUUUGUGGACUUCGCACCGAACUCCCAAGGCUACCAGUGUGAAAGCACCAAAGUCUCCCGAGCUGCGUUUGGAGCCCAUGAACUGCACAACCAUUUCAGUGCAGUGGCAGCAGGACUCUGAGGACACUGCAGCUAUUCAGGGGUACAAGCUGUAUUACAAGGAAGAGGGGCAGCAGGAGAAUGGACCCAUUCUGUUGGAUGCCAGUGAUCUUGAAUAUAUUGUCAGUGGUUUAGAUCCUAGAAGAAAGUAUCAUGUAAGGCUGCUGGCAUACAACAGUAUGGAAGAAGGUUAUCAGGCAGACCAAACAGUCAGCACUCCUGGAUGUGUCUCUGUCCGUGACCGCAUGGUGCCACCUCCACCGCCUCCUCACCACCUCUAUGCCAAAGCAAACACUUCAUCUUCCAUCUACCUCCACUGGGGGAAACCUGCCUUUACAUCUGCACAGCUCAUCAACUACACAGUGCGCUGCAACCCCGUGGGGCUGCAGAACGCGUCCCUGGUGCUCUACCUCCAAACGUCAGAGACUCAUAUGUUAGUUCAAGGUCUUGAGCCAAAAACUAUGUAUGAAUUUGCAGUUCGGUUGCAUGUGGACCAGCUCUCCAGUCCCUGGAGUCCUGUAGUCUACCACACCACCCUCCCAGAAGCACCAUCUGGCCCUCCAGUAGGAGUGAAGGUGACUUUGAUAGAGGAUAAUACUGCUUUGGUUUCCUGGAAGCCACCUGAUGGUCCUGAAACAGUUGUUACACGAUACACUAUCCUCUAUGCAUCCAGGAAGUCUUGGAUUGCUGGGGAAUGGCAAGUGUUGCACAGAGAAGGAGCAAUGACCAUGGCUUUGCUGGAAAACCUUGUAGCAGGAAACAUCUACUUGGUUAAAAUAGCAGCCUCCAAUGAAGUGGGAGAAGGACCCUUCUCAAAUGCAGUGGAAUUUGCUGUCCUGCCGAAGGAGACAUCGGAAUCUAAUCAGAGACCCAAGCGCUUGGAUUCCGGAGAUUCCACAACUUAUUCUGACUAUUACCAUCUGGACCAGAAAUCAAUGACUGGCAUUGUUGUUGGGGUUUGCAUAGCCUUGACCUGCAUCCUUAUCUGCAUCCUGAUCUUAAUUUAUCGAAGUAAAGCCAGGAAAACAUCUGCUCCUAAGCCGGUGCAGCAAAACACUGACCAGCUGUCACAUACCAGCAUCUCAUUAGCCAGUGCUAAUGAGGUGGAGAAGAAUACUGAAGGAGUUGCAGAGAAUGAAGAAUCCUUACUGCCAAUGAUAGUGGGAAACAACUUCAUCGAUGCUAAGGGAGGAUCUGAUCUGAUUAUUAACAGCUAUGGGCCUGUGACAAAGGCUAACAGCAAGAAAAGGUGGCUGUUCUUCCAAGAUACUAAGAAGGUGAAGACUGAGGAGCCUCCGAGAAGGUUUGUGCAGGCGGUGUGUCUGUACCAGCCAGGCCCCCCCGUGCUGGUCAGUGAGGACUCCCCCAGCUCUCCGGGCCAGCAGUCCAACUUCCAGGUGCCCUUCAGUAUUGCUGCCGACACGGAGCAUUCGGCCAACAGCGAGGGAAGCCACGAGACCGGCGACUCUGGAAGGUUUUCUCAUGAAUCCAACGAUGAGAUACAUCUCUCCUCUGUGACCAGUGCCACCCCUCCCACCACCAGUCCUUUUGUGAGCAGUGACUUGGGUACGAACGUGAUGAGCCUGACCAUCAGUGACUGCACAGAGUCUCCCCUGCUGUUUGCUGCUGACCAGACUCCUACCUCACCUCCUCAGAUCCACCCUGCAGUGCAAAACUGACAUCCUGGGGCCACGCCAGACAUUCUGACAGUGUAUGUCUGUUCGAAGGACAAUGAACAGGGAGCCAAAGUUUUAUUGUGGAAAGCCUGACUAACCUAGCAGGUGAUCCAUAUUUCUGUUGAAUGUUUGUUUUUUUUUUUUUUUUUCUUGCUUAAUUUUGAUUUGGUUUUUUUUUUAAACUCACUCAUUUUGAAUGUUCAGUGGUCAAAAAAUGUGAAAGGAGUGAAGAUUUCUGACUAAAGUUAAAAAUAUGUCACUGGAGCAAAGGGAAGGCUGUUGGCCCUUUUGCUGACUAUCUACCUCAGUUUGCCGAGAGGUGAACUCUGAAUGACGACUGCUUUACCUCAUUUGUGUUCUAGUUGGUCUCAGCUAUGGAACUGAUGAUUCUUCCUAGUAGUGUUGUUUUAUUUUGAGUUUUUUGGGUUUGGUUUGGUUUUUUCCCCCCCCAGUUGUGUGUAGAAUGUGUGUAUGUGUGCGUGCAUAUGUAUGUGCUCAGCGAUCGGGGAGUUGUAUAGGUUGGUGAACAAGAUUGUUUAGCUGAAGCUCUGUCUUUGAAAAGAAGGAAACCUCAGAGUAUAAAAAGUUAGGAUUUCAUGUGGUUGACACAGAGUAUGUUAAAAACUGGGAAAACUGGAGCUUCCACAUGUAGAGCCACAUGAAAUCUUUUGUACCUCUUGAUUUCUUAUAACCCCAGUAAGCCUAGGACAGUGCCUUUCCCCCAGAAACCUGUGCCAGCAACUGCUGACAGGAUGUUUGCUCUAUCCUUAGGGCUCUGGGACACGGUGGAUUCCCCACAGUGUGACAAAUGUUGCCCCUUUAUUCACAGUUAAGGCUAAAAAGCAUGGCAAAAUGAAGAAGUA